Messenger RNA from Mercenaria mercenaria, 5627 nucleotides. RefSeq lists its product as uncharacterized. Lineage: Eukaryota; Metazoa; Mollusca; Bivalvia; Venerida; Veneridae. Gene Ontology annotation, molecular function: metal ion binding; NAD+ poly-ADP-ribosyltransferase activity. The coding region runs from base 162 to 5627 and encodes 1821 amino acids. The record is from RefSeq and is a predicted model, not a curated record. The transcript has 10 exons.
GCGCCGGACACAAGAUAUUUUUGGAAAAAAACGAAAGUAGGAAACAACAACUGUACAAUUUUAAGGAAGAAAGUAUAUGUAGGCCAACGUUGCGUUACAGAAAGGCGCAUACAUUGUGUAACGUCAGCACAUGGUGAGCAUAGGAUGACAGAGUUGCUGAGAUGGCAUCUAAACCAAAAGCUAAAGUGUGGAAUUCGAGGGACGGAUGUUUUACAGAUGAUGGCGGCAAUGAUAACCAAUCUAGAAGAAAUAGAGACCAGCGUUCAGCUCAAAGGAGGGAUUAUAACAAUUCUAGAGAGGGAUGGAAUGAAGAACCUAACAUACAUGGUGAAGGACAACAACAAAGAGGGAACAGAAACCAGCAGAACCGAGGAAAUAACAGAGGUCAGAAUCAAGGACAUCAAAAUUACAGAGGUCAAAACCGAGGACAUCAAAGUAACAGGGGUCAAGGUCAAGGACAUCAGAACUACAGGGGUCAAGAUCAAGGACAUCAGAACUACAGGGGUCAAGAUCAAGGACAUCAGGACUACAGGGGUCAGAACCAAGGACAUCAAAACUUCAGGGGUCAACAGGGCUAUGAGAAUCAAUGGAAUCAACAGGAUGACCAGAGAGGAUAUUAUCAAGGUCAAGGCCAGCAAGGUAGAGGGCAGUUUCAGCAACCAAUGAAUCAGAACCAACAGAGGGGCCUCCUUCCAGAGCCCAUCCAACACCCAUACAAUAGUCAACCUAACAUGCAGUAUCCACAGAUGAUGCCACCAGGUCCUAUGUAUCAACCAGUUGUAAUUGGCUACAUGCCACCCCAGCAACCACCGCCCUUGAUGAAUGUCCCUUCUUAUCCUAGUGAUAAUUUUACCAACUCGAGAGGUCGAGGUAGACAAAAUUCAAAUAGAGGCCAAGCACAUAGAAGAAAUGAUAACAUGGAACGAAGUUCAAGUACAAUGAGUAUUGACAGUGUUGGGUCACAUCAUGAUGACAGGCAAGGACAAGAACCAAGGAACAGAAACAAUAGAGGAAGAGGAGGUCAUCCUCCAGAUAGAGAGCAUAGAAAUAUGGAACGAAGUUCAAGUACAAUGAGCAUUGACAGUGUUGGAUCACACCAUGAUGGCAGACAAGAAUCAAGAAACAAUAAUUUUAGAGGUAGGGGAAGAGGAGCACAUCGUUCUGAUCGAGGGCGUGUACCAAGAGGAAAUGGAAAUAUGGGAAGAAGUUCAAGCACUUUGAGUAUAGACAGUGUUGGAUCAGAACAGCAUGGACAAGACUUCAGAGAUGGACCCAACAGAGAGGGAGGUUGUGGAUGUAACAGGCGUGAUACCAGAAACAGACAAAACGACAAUCCUGAUUAUGGAGCAAGGCCAAAACAAUUCAGAAAUGAUACCAGUAGACAACAGAACAGAGGCUGUGAAAAUGCAGUACAAGGUAAUAGUAGGAACAGGGAUAGAAAGCAAAGAGGACUACCAGAAAGACCUGGUGGUGAAAGGAAUAAUAGACAUGGUGACGAAAAUACUGAUGAAAGAGGAAAUACAAGCAGGGACAGAAAUCCAGGUGAGGAUAAUAGACCAAAUUUCAGAAAUGCCGAAAGAGGUGGAAGAAGAGGGAGGGGUAGAAGAUAUUUAAGAGGGAACAGAAGACCUUUAGCCAGCAGAAAAAUGUCAGUUUCAGAUCAGUCUGAUCAACAGAGUUUUGGAACUGUUUCCGAAGAAAGUGAUAAUGAAAGAAGUCAUGAAAACCAACGUUUUAGAGGCAGAGGAACAUCAAAUACAAGAAGAUUUGUAGGAAGAGGUAACAGAGGUAGGGGUAACAUUACAAUAAGACAAAGAGGAGCAUUAAAGAGUCUACUUGAAAGAGACAUUGUAGGGGCACAUCCAGGGAAAAAUGAAAUGAAUUCGGAACUGUUUGAGAGAUUUUUAAACAGUUUAAGCUUUAGGGGUAGAGUUCCUUUCAGAGGUCCCAGGGGUGGCCGAGGAAGAUUCUUUAGAGGUAGAUGGUCUGGAUUUGUUGGUAAUAGAAAAGAAGGGAAAGACAAGGACACUUCUUCAACAAUUGGUAAUUUUGAAAGCGAUGAUCAGGUAAGCGUAUCUUCAGAGGUAUCUUUUGCAGACUCUAGUAUUACUGAUAAUGUAUCUGAAAUUGGUAACGAGGGAAAUAAAUUCGAAAUAUGCCUUGAUGACAUAUAUACAGUUAAACUUCACACACUACGAAAUAGGGUAAUGAGGUACAAGAGAAAGCUGGCUGAUAUGAGGAAAAAGAAGGAAGACAAAGAUGAAAUAAAAAAGUACGAGGAUAAGGUGAAUACUAUUAGAAAUGCCAUUCAAGAGAGAGAGGCUUCAGAAAAGAAGGAAAUGGAAAGAAAGAAUUUAGGUACUGGUAAACAGAAAGGUAAGAAAGAACAAAAACAUGAAAACAGAAGUAAUCCUGAAAAAAUCUUAUCUGCAUCUGAAGAAUCUGAAACAGAAAUAAAAUUAAAGGAGGUUCGAACAAAGUCAAAGAAAAUGCAUGGUGUUACAAUGUCUAAAGGGCAUGUGUCUUUUAAACCAAAAACACAGAAAAAGGUGAAAGGAAAACCUGUUAUAAAGACUACUACAACAGAAAUAUCUGACACGGAAAGUGAAGAUGAUAUUGAAGGUAAUAAUACAGAUAAAGAAGAAGGAAAUGAAGAAUUAAACACUGAGAAAACUGGAACAGAGAAAAAGAAGAAACGGCAAAGAAACAGGAACAGGAAAAAGAAAAAACAGGAAGAAAAUGAAGAUAAAGGAAAUAAGGAAAGGGAAAAGGUUUUGAAAGAUCUUUUGUUGAGAUUAGAUGAUAUUUCUUUGCAGGAACAACACACUGAAAAGUAUGAAGAGUGCAGUGAUGGAAAUUUAGCUUCAAAAUCGACGGGCAGUUCAUUGAAUGAUUCUUCAGGCUCAAGGUCUCGAGGAAGCUCCAUGAAUGACCCUAGUGUUGAUUUUCAAACACACAAACAAGAAAAAACUAUUUAUACAAUAGAAAAAGAUCCAAAUGUAAAGUCAGCAGAAAAAUGCAGGAAAAUGAGUGAUACUGAUUUUCAAACACACGAACAAGAAAAAACUAUUUAUACAAGAGAAAAAGAUCCAAAUGUAAAGUCAGCAGAAAAAUGCAGGAAAGUGAGUGAAUCUAAUCCAAAUGGACCAGAUGUAAAUGAAGUUUUCAAAUUCAUGGUGAAAACUUUAGAAGGAAAGGGUACACCAGAAGAAGUCAAACGAGAAUCAGGCCUUUUCCCUGUUGACUGUAGUGAGAUAUGCUGGUUUCGUAAAUUGAAAAGAAGAUUCACUCUAAUUGAAAGAAAUGGAACUGUUGAAAUCGUUUUGGUGUCCAACAGGGAUGCCACAUACUGCCUAGAUUAUAUAACAAACAGAUCAUGCAGUAAAGCAGAUUGUAAGAGAUACCAUGUUUGUAAGAAUUUGUUGGCCGGGAACUGCGUCUUUGGAGAUAGAUGCAAGUUUUCACAUAACUUCCUAGAUGACAGGAAUAUGAUUGUUUCAAAACGUCUUGGUUAUAACAAUGUCUUCUCAAAUGAAGAGAUAUGCUACAUACUAAGAGUGCGAUAUCCACACAUAUGCCAUAAUUGGAUUGAUAAUGGCUCUUGUGAGGAACCAUAUUGCAUUGGUCUGCACUUAUGUCCACGAUAUCUACUUGGUCAAUGUCUAGAGGGAGAAACUUGUCCACUUAUUCAUGACAAAUGCUCAACCCAUAAUAAGCCGAUUGUUGAUGCAUACGGUAUGGGAACUUGGGUUGAGAGCAUCUUUAAGAAAAUGGUGUAUAUGGUGAGACAGCCUGGUAAUGAAGAACAUCCAGUUGUUGAAACAAACCAACAUGUGUCAGAAAUACCAGAGAGUGCUUCAUCUAGACGAGAGAGGGGUGAUUCAUCAGGCCAGGAACACAUCAGUCAAGAACUAGAAGAUUCUGCUGUUGAAAGGGCAAUAUGUGAGCGGUACCUUUCUGGUAAAUGUCGACGUCAGCGUUGUAGAUACCUACACUGUCAGAGAAUGUCGCCAUACUUGUGGCAGGUAAAGCUGUGUGGAACGUGGAUCAAUCUGAAAGAGUUAGAAGAAAUAGAAAAGGCAUAUUGCGAUAACAAAGAAUUUUCAGAUGAAAUUCGCUUGCUACACAAUGAAAUGGAAUUUUCUGCUGUGAUUGUCUUCAAACCACAAAUCCGCGCUGUUGCUGUUGUAAUCGGUACACAAGAUGGCGGUAUUCAUACAGAAGCUCGACGUCUGUCAACCAUGUCGUACAAAGAGGAAGAAGACAGUACUAAUAGCUUUAGGACUCAGUGGAGGUGGUACUGGAUGGAUGAUUACAAUACAUGGAAAUUGUUUGACCAGGAUGCUAUGCAGCAUACAUUGGAAGUGAAGUUCCUUGGAAAGCAAAGAGAUUUUAACUACUCCCGAGAAAACUAUCGCUUCAAAUAUGUCAUUGACUUCAAUGGUAUGAUGCAGAGAAAUAUUGGUACUAGAAAACUACGUGAAAUUAACCGACGCCCAGUCUUUGUAUCACUGCAGAAUGUUAAGGACAAGCAGUUUCCGGCAUCCUUGACGGCAGCUCCUGUGAUUGAAACUCCUCUGCCCCAAUCCUGGGUACCAUGGGAUCUUGCUUACCCAUUUGAACUUGUAACAUUAGAUGAAACCACCUCUGAUUAUAAGAAGGUGUCGGACAGCUUCUUCGGAACAUUAGAUAGAAGACAGCUAGAAAUUGACUCAAUAUUCCGAAUGCAGAAUCACAAGUUGUGGAGCCUUUACUGCAAUCAGGAAAAGUCCAUGCUGGCAAACCUGAAACGUUUGGGUAAGGAAGAGCAGAUUGACAAAAGAUACUUAUUCCAUGGGACCGAUAGCCUUGAUGCUGUGCGUGGCAUAAGCAUAAACAACUUUGAUGCAAGAGUAUCUGGUAAGAAUGCCACAGUGUAUGGUGAUGGGGCAUAUUUCGCACGGGAUGCAAAGUACAGUCAUGCAUACACAAAAGGCCCAGAGAGAUUUAUGUUUAUGGUGACAGUUUUGGUUGGGGAUUACACAGUGGGAAACCGGUCUUACAGACGCCCUCCAAACAAGCCUGGUAGCGAUCAUGAACUGUAUGACUCUUGUGUUGACAACAUAAAUGACCCAUCAAUAUUCAUUAUUUUCGACAAGAACCAAUAUUACCCAGAGUACCUUAUCCAGUAUCAUAAGUUGUAUGAAGAAUUUUCAACUGAGGAGGUUAAGAUGAGUACAAGCACUGUGCGCCCAACGCCAAUUAGGACAACUAGUACUGGAACUGUGCCUGGAACAGUGCGCUCAGCCUCUAGUAGGACAAUUAGUACUGGAACUGUGCCUGGAGCAGUUGGUGGAGUGCAUUCCAGUAUUUCACAACCACCAAUCGCACCAGCAAGGAGAAGAGCUCCUAGUCCACCAGCAGCAGUCUAUCCUCCAAGAUCUACUAGUGCUGGAAAUACAGCCAAUCAAAGUUCAGGUUUAGGUGGACACUCAUCUGUACACUAUGCAUCUGACUACUCUAGACCAUCGGGGACCACAGCAAGAAGUCCUUUUGACGGAUAUUCAUCUACGAACACAGCAAGAAGUCCUACAAAAGAUCCUGUAAGUCCAAAGAAAAAGGACGAUUCCUCUUGCAGUAUUCAGUAA